Molecule: messenger RNA, 3887 nt
Organism: Dreissena polymorpha
Lineage: Eukaryota; Metazoa; Mollusca; Bivalvia; Myida; Dreissenidae
Exons: 15
Coding region: 189-2978 (929 amino acids)
Source: RefSeq, a predicted model, not a curated record
UUUUGUCUAAGGGACGUUUUGACAUGAGGCCGUUUUUACUACCUACCCUGCAAUUGCUCAAAACCUAUUGUUUUUCGGUAAAUCUUCUCCCGGUCUUGCGAAAUUAACGCUACAGCUGACAAAGGCAUUGCUUCAUUCAUUUCUUUUCAGAUAAUCAAACAAAUAGUGCACGGAAAGGUAAUUCUGAAAUGGAGGUUGCUGAUAGUACUGAGAUGGCUGAAGAUCUGGUGGGUGACAUGGGUACUGAUACUGAAGAAACAGGGGACACUAUUUGCAAAGAUGAUAGCCUGACUAGAGUGGGCAGUGCUGAACAGGACACUGAGUGCAAGAGCAUCACAGACAAUAUGCCAGCCACUCAGACGAUUGGAAAUUGUAAACUUUCAGAAGGAAUGUUAGCUUCAUCUCCAAAUAAAGAAGGGCAGAUUUUGUUGACAACCAAGCCUACAGAAUGCACAACUGUUGAGAUUGACAUUGAUCUCAAUAAUGAGACUAGUGAUGUGGCUGAAGGUAUUGCAGAUGCAGAUCUACAAACAGCAUCUGGCAGUUGUAGCAUAUCAACUCUUGACAAAGCAAGCACAGGAGAUUUGAAAAAAAGUAACACAGCAGAUGUGUUACAAACUAAAACAGACACAGACAAGGCAUCAACAUGUGAACAAGAGAUGCAGGCUGAAGACAUACCAACUAAUGAUAGUAAGCAAAUAGCAGAUGAGAAGAAAAGUAUGCCAAAGAAACCAGAUAUUCAGAAAAUAGAAAGCUCGGACAAAGACUCAUUUACAUCAAAAAGUGUAGAAAGUACAGAUGAAGAUUAUAUGGAAAUAACUGAUGAACAUUUGCUGGACAAACAAACGCAAUGUUUGAGAACAGAUGGGAAGGCAGUAGUUGUAGAUGAUGACUUUGAGGUUAUUGAAAUAGCAGACAGUCCAGCAAAACAAGCUGUAACCAUUCCUGAAUUCCAAUCUGUAAAAGGUGAUGCGCUGAAGGGUGCAGAAUCAACUAAACCACUGGCCAGUAAGCCGGAGCUUGUCUAUGACAGAGGAUUCGUAACACCUGUUCCUAAAUCACUUAGCAAGUUGAAACAGUUGACUGUGAACAUUGGUCCGAUACGUCUAAUAGACCUGAACUGCAAGAAACUCCACAACAUCCUAAAGAUCAACCCCACAUUUGAGAUCAAAUUUGAACCCAAGGAAAAGACUCUAGACAAUGGCCUGAAAAUUAUGGACAGUUGUGGGUAUGUGCGCCUGCCCUUUGAGGUCUCGUCCCCAUCCAUUCUGGUGAAGAUUUCCAACAAGUUGAGUGACCUGAACAUCAAUGGACGGGACAUGUCUGUCAAGUUCCCGGAGGCAUUCAACAAGGCUGUUCAGGAGUGCAAGGCCUGGAUACAGCAGAGGAACCAGUUUUUAAGCUCCAGUGAUUUAAAAGUGAAACAGCGUCGUGUUAUGAUUCAACAAUGGCCAAAAGAAGAAACAUCAGGAGAAAAGCUGAAACGUCUCUUUCCCAGUGUUGACAAAAUAAUAAUGCAGAUUGGGAAAGAUUAUGAUGACAAAGAUAUUUGCCUGGCUGUGUACUUGGAGUUUGCAACUGUAGCUGCACUGGAGAAGUUCAUGAACACUGGAAGCUCCAACAUCUGCCUGGACGGCCGACUGAUCACCUUUACCAGGAUAGCCAAGGGUGGUGUGAAGCCGAACCGAGUGCCAAGCCAAGUUGGGAACACAACUCCAAGAAGGAAGAACUUCCCAGCCUCGGGACAGUUUGGGGCCUCUGCAUUUGGAACAAGGCGGCAGAGGGGCCGAGGUCAGGGCUUAAGAGGCAGAGGUGGCCGUGAUUUGAGGGGCAGGGCAGGGUCUAUAGGCGGUGUCAGGGGCAGGGCUGGAGGGAUUGCCAUCUCACCCAGGUCCACCCUUCACAGGGCACACUACUCACCAGGGGGAGGUCAGUUCAAGGACCCAUUCUCCCCACACAAUCAAUUUGGUGUGGACUUAGGGACCAGAAUGCGUGACAAGUUUGAACCCCAGAGAGAAAUUUGGCCUCAUGAACCCCAUGAUGACAGGCGACACCAGGGAGACAGGUGGCGAAGUCCCUCGCGCUUUGAACACAACAAACAGAGACAGUCAGCCAGCGAGUCAGAUGAGACAAGGGCCAUGCUGGAGUCGAUGAAAUCCAAACUGGAGAACAUGGAACGCAAACUUGCUGAACAGGGUGGCUCGAUGCUUUCACCUGUUGAUGUCAAGAAGAAAAGAGGUCAGAGUGCAAGAGCUCAGGUUUCAAGCGGUCAGCCUGCAGGCAAGAAAUGGGGGCGUGGUCGGGGAGCAGGUCAGCCCGGCCAGAACUACAAACAACAAGGGUACCAACCCAAACAGCAGGGGUACAAGUCUCCCAGGCAACAAAGUCCAGGACAAGGUUUCAAACAGGAGCAGCUUCAAGUGUCCACCGAACCUUCAAAGCAGACUGUACAGUGGUCUGGCUCAAAUGACCAGAAACCAUUGCCUGACAGAAAGUGGGGUCAGCCAGCCUUUGGGAAAUUUGAAACGUCCUGGUCCUAUGACCGUGGCCAGUUUGCAGAUGAACCCAGGCCAGAUUUGAGUCAGGGUCAGCGAGGAAGAGGCUCAAGUGGUGCUGGGGGUGCUGGGAGAGAUGGGGGUUAUCGUGGACGUGGAAAAUCACGCAACAAGUCAGGUGGAAAGAGAAAAGCUGAUAAUUUUUCUCCGGACUACCAGAUGUCACCAAAGCGUCAGUAUUUUGAGGAUAAUUUCAAAGACGCCAGUUUCCAAUAUGGUGCUGUUGACCUGUGGCAGCAGGAACGUUACCCCAACAUGCAGUACGACCAGACACGGAACAGGGAAACCAAUGGAGACAGGAGUCAGGGAGACAGGGGCCAGGGCAGGGAGCACACCUUCACGAGGAGGGAGCACACAUUCCCCUCACCUUACCAGGAGCAGGGGUUUGCAGCCCCAAACACCAGCUACUAUCAACAGUACUGAGACCAGGGUCCGUGAUCAUAUUCACAUAAUAACUGGGAAAGCAAUAUUAUACGUUGAACAAUAAUAUUUGUGAAUUUUCAUGUAGUCCUUUCCAUUAUGAAAUCAAAUGUCCAACAAAAGUUCACAUCUAAAGUCUUAUAUCAGACUUGUAUACAAAAAUCAACAAAUUCAACAUCAAAUUAAAUGACAUAUUUUUUGUUGCCAUGCAAUUUUAUGUCAACUAAAAUAUAUGCCUUGUGGUAGCAAAAAAUCAGAAAAGGUGUAAAGUGUUGUCCCUAAUUAGUCUGUGAAUCAUAAUCUAGGAUGACAUUAUGCAAACGAGAUUUGUCUAUGAAUCUGCGUACCGGUAUAUGUAGCGUAGCAUGAAGAAUAUUUCUUCAACUGUUUUGUUUCAAACAUGCUGAUUUAUUUCUUCCUUUCUAUUUACAAUGUCCAUUAAAAUAUGUUGUUAUUGGGAAUGAAAGCAUUAGUAAAAUUUGUAGCCAGAAAAUUUGAAAAAACUAUAUACUUCAUUUAGCCUUAAUUACUCCCAAGUCAUAGAACAUUGUUGGUGAAUAUGUGCCCAAUUCUAGCAGACAACUGUGGGUACCUUGGAAAAGGAAAGGGAUAAGUGCUGGACUAAAACUGUUGAAUUACAAUUAAAGAACAAACAUUUUAAUUACAUGUUAUUUAGUAAAUGCUGGUGGUUAUGGAUGUUGUACACUAUCGUCUAUGUCUCAUUAAAAAAUGCACAAAGGGACAUUUGUAAGUUUUACAUAGUUGCAAUCUCAUUGUUUCUACCUGCAUAUUGAUUUUCACAAUCAUUUCGCGAAGGCAUCGACUUUGUACGACAAUGAUUGUAUGCUGCCAUUUUGCUUUAUUUGUGUUUUUGAUCCAUUUUGAAUUAUGUUAAUAAAACAGAGAGCCUGU